Messenger RNA from Gastrolobium bilobum, 1287 nucleotides. RefSeq names its product acyl transferase 4. Bases 1 to 1287 code for a protein of 428 amino acids. The record is from RefSeq and is a predicted model, not a curated record. The transcript has 2 exons. Lineage: Eukaryota; Viridiplantae; Streptophyta; Magnoliopsida; Fabales; Fabaceae.
AUGGCAGUGGCACUGUCUGUGAUCAGAACAACACGAAGUCUAGUUAAACCAGCUGAGGAGACCCCAUUCACCACUCUAGACCUAUCACUCAUCGAUAGAUUACCUGUUCUAAGAUGCAAUGCUAGAACCUUACACGUGUUCAGACGUGGCCCUGAAGCUGCAAGUGUUAUACGAGAAGCCUUGUCCACAGCACUGGUUCCCUACUACCCUCUCGCAGGACGACUCGCUGAAUCAAAACCAGGGUGCCUCCAAAUUGAAUGCUCAGGUGAAGGCGCGUGGUUUGUUGAGGCAACAACUGAUUGCACCCUUGACUCUGUCAAUUUCUUUGAUGAUGUUCAGUCUAUUCCAUAUGAUGAUCUUCUUCCUGAUAAUAUUCCUCAAAUGGAACGCAUCGACCCUCUUGUGCAAAUGCAGGUGACACAAUUUAGUUGUGGGGGUUUUGUGAUAGGCCUCAUAUUCUGCCAUAGUAUAUGUGAUGGCCUUGGUGCUGCACAGUUUCUAAAUGCUGUUGGGGAGAUAGCUAGAGGUCUUGAGAAACCCAGCAUAGAACCAGUGUGGCAUAGGGACUUUUUCCCAUCUUCUCAAACACACCAAGAAGCUGCAUUGUUGCCUCCUGCAGGUCCACCUCCAAUGCCAGACUACAAGCUAGAGCAUGCAAACAUAGACAUGCCCAUGAUUCAAAUCAACCGGCUGAAGAGGGAAUUUCAACAAGUAACAGGACGCAGUUGCUCUGCCUUUGAGAUCGUUGCUGCAGGGUUUUGGAGCAGCAGAACAAGAGCCAUUAAUUUCGAAGCCAAUACACAAGUGAAGCUGGUCUUCUUUGCAAAUUGCCGUCAGCUCUUGGACCCUCCUCUGCCCAAUGGCUUCUACGGCAAUUGUUUCUUCCCAGUUACCAUAACAGCUUCAAGUGAGUCACUUAGAGAGGCAAUGAUCUUUGAUGUGGUGAAGAUGAUCCAAGAAGCGAAGACCAAGCUACCCGUGGAGUUUGGAAAGUACUUGAAGGGUGAACAUUUGAAAAGUGGCGAGGACCCUUUUGCACCUCCCUUGACCUAUACUACUCUGUUUGUAUCUGAGUGGGGGAGGCUGGGGUUCAACCACGUUGACUAUCAGUGGGGUCCACCUGUCCACGUGGUCCCCAUUCAAGGCUCCAGCAUUAUACCAGUUGGCAUUGUGGGGUCCAUGCCUCUCCCAAACAAAGGGAUUCGUUUGAUGACAUGGUGCGUGGAGGAGGCCCAUCGACUUCCCUUCCUUGAUCACGUGCAUGGUGUUAUGGAUCAGGAACUCUGA